CGGAGCAGUUGGUGGGUAAAAGAGAUACUGUAACCUAAGAUUAAAACGUACGCAUAAGGUCAAGUAUGACGGCCGUCCAUCCAGAGAAAACAGACCUUAGCAAGGUGGACGAUGAUUUGCUUGAAUUAGACGAUUACGAGGAGGACCCGCACGACAAAGAUGUCGCCACAACAUCUCACUUGCCACCGUACGAAUCAAACCAUUCAGGCCCCGUGAAAAUGGUACAACCCCGAGAGCCGACCGCAGAUGCACCGCCGGUGGUUACCGCUCAACCUCAAUCACAGAAUCCGCUACCGCAACCGGGCACUGCACAGACACAUGCUCCCGUCCAGCCUACAGCACCGAUGCAGGGACCUGGUUACACGGCCCAGAAUUUCAGCCCAGCGAUGUAUAAUCCUUUUACUGCAAACACCAUCCAGGAAUUGGCAAGUACGCACAAAAGUCGCAAACAGUUGGAAGAUGUACUUAAUACCAAUGCAAAGUCUUCGUAUCAAGCUGCCUAUCAACAGUACAGCUCACAGCACAACAAUCUCUCGUACGACCAGCUCUUGCAGACUCUAAUAUUUGAUGGAGAGGAGUUAUUGAUGGGUGGUCAAUAUAUAUAUUAUACCAGCGUUACAUUUCUCGACCCGACUGGUAAGUUUCAAAGUGGGAAACCUGCGAUGACUCGUGGGAGGGCAUUCCUGACAUCUAGGCGACUGUUAUUACUCUCGGCGGAAGAAGCUUCAGCUUCGGAUAUCACCGAGGAGAGAAUCGGAAAAACUUGCAAUACGUAUCAUUUGACGACCUCGAUGAUGGACUCUAUGUAUCUACAAAGUCUACCAAUGGAAGGAUUCCGUAGCGUCGAUUUGAAUGCUUCCGUUGGCGUGAAAACAAAAACUACUGUCCGGGGUAAUAAACCAGAGUGCUCAAGAACGUGUGGAAGCCUGUGUAUAUGUUUUAAACCCUGUUGCACAUGUUGUGAGAUUGAAAGCUGUAUGAAACAAUGGUCCGCCGACAUCCCGUCUACGCAGGUGCAAAACGAGCGAUACGUUACCAUAGGAACGCUGAUUCCACCCUGGGCUGAACGCAUGAUGGUGAAGAUACACUUUGAACAGUCGAUGCAGCUCAACUUCAUUAACAACUUCCUGGUAGAGAUGCAGCGCCACUCUCCAAAUAUCUACAAACUCGACAUGGGUGUGUACUCCUCGCCGGAGGCAUGCGUAGUGAUGCGUCGAAAUUGAGACCGUCCUCGAGCAAUAGUCCAACCAAAAUGUUUAAUACGAAAAUAUCUUCUUCGUCAAAGUGUUGUCCAGGCAAAAGUGAACAUAUAUUCAAAAUUUUUAUUGCAGGGCCAGAUGUCAAAGAAUUCACGUGUCAUGUAUUAGUGCAUUGGCAGCUUACCAUUAUAAUAUUUUUUCGGCAUUUUAUUAUUACACCGAAUUCAUGUUGUUUUUAUGUAAUCAUCAAUCCGCCCAUCUGUGUUAUUUCGACUUACCAAAAUUUCAUUUACACGAGAGCUUAAAUCAUACAAUUCAGUCCAGUGUCACCGUCCAUUCAAUAAUAAAAAGUAACCAA
Saccoglossus kowalevskii is the source of this 1557-nucleotide messenger RNA. RefSeq lists its product as uncharacterized. The record is from RefSeq and is a predicted model, not a curated record. Lineage: Eukaryota; Metazoa; Hemichordata; Enteropneusta; Harrimaniidae.